AUGAUUGAAGAAGACGAAGAAAAAGAUUUUAGUAAAUCUUCGGAACAAUUGCCAUUAAAAAAACAAACAGAAAUUUCUGUAACCCAACAACAACAAAUUGAUGAUGAUAAAGAUUUUAGAGGAAUAGAUUCUAAUACAAUUGAAAGUCCAUCUCCGCAAGAUAAACAAAGUCCUCAUCUUCAACAUUACUCAGAUGAUAAUGAUUUUCGACGUUCUUCUAUUCAACAAUCACAUUUUAAUCGCCAAACAUCACCUUCACUUGGAUUCUCAGAAGAGAGACAAUUUGAAGGAAAUAAAAGACGUCAUCGCUCACAAAGUCCACCAGUUAAUAUUUCUGCCAGAUCACAAUUCCCGCAUGAAUCAGAAGAUUUUGAUACUCCUUAUGGAAAUGCUGCAAAACGUUAUCGUCCAUUUUAUGGAAGUGGGGGGCCGCCUGGUGGAGAUGGAUUUCAACAAAAAGAUGAAAACUUUGAUAAUUUCCCUCCAUACGAUGAAAAUGGUCCUUGGUCUUCUCGGCCACACAGAGGUGGUGAGGAAGGGGAUUACCCUCCCCAAUUUUAUUCUGGAGGAGAUAGAGGUGGAAGAGGAGGACGAACACAAGGAUGGGGUUAUAGAGGUGGACGUCCAUUCUUUCCCCGCUUAAUUUGCAAAUUCUUCCGUGAGGGGUUUUGUCGUGAUGGUGAUCAAUGUACUUUUAGUCAUUUAACUGGUGAUUCUCAUCGUCGACCAGAAUUAUGUAGAUAUUACCAACAAGGAUAUUGCAAAAAGGGACUUUUUUGUCAAUUAAUGCAUGGUGAAUGGCCUUGUAAAGCUUUUCAUAAAGGAGAAUGUUCUAAAGAACAAUGUUCUUUCUCUCACGAACCUUUGGACGAUGUUAGCAGACCAAUUAUGGACAAAAUACUCGAAGAAGAAAAACUUGGAUUAACACGUCCACCACAACAACAGCAUCCACGUUUUGAUGUUCCACAACAACAAACUCCACAUAUGGGUAGAGGUAUUCGUCCAUUUUUUCGUCCACGCUUCCAAGGGCCCUAUCAUGAUCAAAUUGGUAGUCAGAAUUUCCCUCAAUCGCAAGGCCCACAGGCACCUCAGCGUCAAUUCCAUCGUAAUCCACAUCAACAAAUUGGGUUGGGUGCUCCACAGCCGCCUCAACAACAACAACAGCCAUUCUUUAAGAAGCAACAACAUCCAAUGAAUGAAAGUUCUAUUCCUGGACAUCCACUUUCACCUGAAAAUUUACAUCAAGGAUCUUCUGAAAUAAAGUAA
Messenger RNA from Meloidogyne enterolobii, 1266 nucleotides. The record is from the annotation of a GenBank genome assembly. Lineage: Eukaryota; Metazoa; Nematoda; Chromadorea; Rhabditida; Meloidogynidae.